Molecule: messenger RNA, 1663 nt
Organism: Manis javanica (Malayan pangolin)
Lineage: Eukaryota; Metazoa; Chordata; Mammalia; Pholidota; Manidae
Source: RefSeq, a predicted model, not a curated record
CAGGGGGCUUCCCACUGAGUGCUGGAGGGGCAGGCCUGGCCACGCUGGCACAAAUACUCAGGGAGCAAGGCCCUCCCAGUUGUAAUAUCUGACAAGGCCAUGACAUCUGGAAGACGGGGAGGCGUCCCCCACAAAGCCCAGCACCCCCAGGUGUGGGGGACAGCCUGGGGACAGAACUGAGCCCCCAGAGGCUUCCAUGCUGCCAUUUGCAGCACGGGGAGCAUUUCCGCCUAGAAAUCUUCGAGGGCUGCAACUUCACGGGCCAGCGCCUAGAACUCCAGGAUGACUGCCCCUUCCUUCAGAGUCGGGGCUGGACCGACUGUGUCAACGCUGUCAAAGUGUACGGGGACGGAGCGGCACGAGAGCUACGUGACCUUCUGCCAGCUGGAGGAUGAGGCUGCCUUCACGUGCAGCGCCGACCGCACCAUCAGGAAGUGGGACGUGCUCAACGGGCAGUGCCUGCAGGUGUUCCGAGGACACACAUCCAUUGUGAACAGGAUCCUGGUUGCCAAGAACCAGCUCUUCAGCAGCUCCUAUGACCGGACAGCUCGUGCCUGGAGUAUAGACAAGGGUCAGGUGUCCCGGGAGUUCCGGGGCCACCGCAACUGUGUGCUGACCCUAGCCUAUUCUGCCCCCUGGGACCUCCCUAGGGCUCCCUGCUCAGAGGAGGCCGUGGCCGGGGGGCUCCUGGUGACGGGCAGCACAGAUGGCACGGCCAAGGUGUGGCAGGUGGCCAGUGGCUGCUGCCACCAGACGCUGCGGGGCCACAAGGGCGCGGUGCUCUGCCUUGCGCUAGACACGCCAGGCCACACGGCCUUUACCGGCAGCACCGACGGCACCAUCCGCUCCUGGGACAUCCUGAGCGGGGAGCAGCUGCGGGUCUUCCAGGAGCACCAGGGCUCCGUCAUCUGCCUGGAGCUCGUGAACCAGCACGUGUACUCAGGCAGUGCCGACAGGACAGUGAAGUGCUGGGUGGCAGACACAGGGGAGCCCGUGCGCACGUUCACGGCCCACAGGCACAGUGUCAGCGCCCUCAAGUACCAUGCAGGCACCCUGUUCACCGGCUGCGGGGACGCCCGCGCGCGCGCCUUCGACGCCCAGUCCGGGGCGCUGCAGAGGGUGUUCCGCGGCCACGCCUUCGUCAUCAACUGCAUCCAGGUAGGCCGUCGGCAUCCCGGGAGCAGCGCUGCCCGGAGCGCGGGGGCCCCCGUCCCACGUGAGGAUGGAGGCCCCUGGGCUGGGAGAACGCCACCAGACGGCCCAGGUGUUGCCGUUCCAGCCGAUGCCCGGCCAGGCCGCCGUGCCAGGGGACGGAGUGGAGGGGCGGCGGGGCAGCGGGGUGGGCUCCUACGUCUGUGCCCGCAGGUACACGGCCAGGUGCUCUACACCGCCUCGCACGACGGCGCGCUGCGCCUCUGGGACGUCCGCGGGCUGCCGGCCCCGCGCCCAGUUGGCCCCAAGCGCAGUCUCUCCCGCCUCUUCAGCAACAAGGUGGGCUGCGCCGACGCCGCGCCCCUGCAGCCGGCCUGAGCCCAUCCACCCGCGGACGCGGACCCCCGCCCGCCCGGACGGCCUGCCUGCCUGCAGGUGGAGGAAGCCUGUGCCCUCGGGCACCGCGGCCCCAGCCCGCCCCUUCCGCCAGGCCCAGCUCACCGGGCUCAUC